GCCUCCAGCUCGGCCUGCCGCCGCUCGCCCCCGUCCCGUCGCGUCCCGUCCCGUCGCGUCCCGUCCCCGGAUGGAUCCCGAGACGGCGGGGGACGAGCUGUCCCGCCUGCGCGCCCUCUUCGUGGCCUGCGACGCCAGCGGCUCGGGCCGCAUCGAGCGGGAGGACUUCGCGGCGCUCUGCGCCGAGCUGCGGGUGCGGCCGGCCGAGGCCGAGGCGAUCUUCCAGCGCCUCGACAGCGACCACGACGGGGCCAUCACCUUCCCGGAGUUUGCCCGCGGCUUCCGCGGCGCCACCCGACGGCGGCCCGGCGGCGGCGAGACGGAGGGGGACGAGAAGGAGGAGGAGGAGGAGGAGGAGGAGGCGGCGGCGGCGUGGACCGCCGCGGGGAUAGAGCAGCCCUGGCGGGACUUCGAGGUGCGGCUCGGGGACGAGGCGAGGUACAUCCCCAGACAAGAGCAGGUCAGUGUUCUGUAUCAGAACAUACACAUAGCGGAACCAAGAUUAAUCCAGCCGUACGAACAUGUCAUUAAGAACUUCAUCCGAGAGAUCAAGCUUCAAAGCACAGAGAUGGAAACUUUGGCCAUUGCCGUAAAAAGAGCUCAGGAUAAAGCGGCAGUUCAGCUCAGUGAGCUGGAGGAAGAGAUGGAACAACGGAUACAGGCUGCAGAGCACAAAGUUAAAAAGGAAGAGAAGCGAAAAGCUGAAGAAGCACUAAAUGAGCUAAAGCGCCAGUAUGAUACUGAAGUUGGGGAUCUUCAAGUGACAAUAAAAAAACUUAAAAAGUUGGAGGAGCAAUCCAAAAACGUAAAUCACAGGGAAGAUGUGAUUGAAUUGAAAAAAAGAAUGCAUGAUAUGUUGCUGGAAAAUCAGAAACUUAAGAAAGAUCUUUUAGAAGCACAAACAAAUAUAGCUUUUCUACAGAGUGAAUUAGAUAGCUUGAAAAGCGAGUAUGCAGAUCAGACUUUGAACACGGAGAGAGACCUAGAAAUGAUUCGAGAAUAUACUGAAGACAGAGAUAAUCUGGAACGACAAAUUGAAAUACUUCAAUCAGCUAAUAGGAAGCUACAUGAUAGCAACGAUGGUUUAAGAAGUGCGCUUGAAAACAGUUUGACCAAGUACAACAGAUCAUUGAGGUUAGCAAACACCUCACCAGGAAGUACCAUUUCUAGAAGCAGUCCUAAAUUUAAUGGUGGACAGUCUCCUCCAAACCCACGGUAUGAUAGAUCAUCUCAUUCCUCUUGUGUGGAUGAAGAUUAUGAUUCUUUAGCCCUUUGUGAUCCUAUGCAAAGGAUAAACUGUGAAGUUGACAGCUUACCUGAGAGCUGUUUUGACAGUGGUUUGUCUACCCUGAGAGAUUCAAAUGAGUAUGAUUCAGAAGUGGAAUACAGGCAUCAAAGGAUUUUUCAAAGGUCACAGUGUAUGCAAGAAAGCUUUGGUGGUGAUGCUUCUGAUACAGAUGUUCCGGAGAUCAGGGAUGAAGAGGCAUACAGUCCUGAUAACAGCAGUACAGUAUUAGACUGGAAGCCCUCACGGCCAGUAAGUCGAAGCAGCUCAGUUGCUUCAACGAAGAAAUACAUAUCUGCUCUCACCCCUCAGUCAGAUGCGGGCGAAUGUGCUCAGAAAUACCCCAGCUCGGAGAAGGCCUACAAGAUUGUUCUCGCCGGAGACGCAGCAGUGGGAAAGUCCAGUUUCCUUAUGAGACUUUGCAAGAAUGAAUUUCGAGGAAACACCAGUGCAACCCUGGGUGUGGAUUUUCAAAUGAAAAGACUAAUUGUUGAUGGAGAACCUACAGUGCUACAACUGUGGGACACAGCUGGGCAGGAGAGAUUCCGGAGUAUUGCUAAAUCAUACUUCAGAAGAGCGGAUGGCGUCUUACUGCUCUAUGAUGUAACAUGUGAAAAAAGCUUUCUUAAUGUGCGAGAAUGGGUAGAUAUGAUUGAGGAUGCAACUCAUGAGAAUAUUCCAAUUAUGAUGGUGGGAAACAAAGCAGAUCUCCGUCAAGCUGUUACAGAACAAGGGCAAAAAUGUGUGCCUAUAAACUAUGGAGAAAAGCUGGCUAUGACUUAUAAUGCGCUGUUCUGUGAAACAAGUGCUAAGGAUGGAUCUAAUAUUGUAGAAGCAGUUCUUCAUCUUGCUCGUGAAGUGCGAAAACGAAGUGAUAAUCAAGAUGAUACAAGGUCAGUAACCAGCCUGGCUGGGACACCUGUCAAAAAAUCGGCACUCACGAAAAACUGUUGCAAUGUUUAAGUGAUAGAUACUUUUCCUGACCUAAAUACCUUGUAUAUUUAAAAAAAAUAUGAAGGAUUUAAAUAAUGUAUUCUUUUUAUUGUGAAUUUAUAUAUUUCUGUAUUUAGAAAUUGAACAUAAUGUUAAAAAUCCACUCUACUUGCUACUUAUUCAUAUUUGUGCACUUGCUUUGUCCCAUAGGCUUCACUUUUCUUAAAUAAUACAAGUCAAUGAAGUGAGCUCAGAAUCAAUAGUACAGUAAUCACUGCAUACAAUAAUAUAAUAUAUUUUAUCUUUUUUACCUGCUUGUUUCUUUAUGGGCUCAAUAUUUCUUACAUACAUAACAUGAUAAUGUCAUACAUCUCUCAUAGGAAAAGAAAAAAUUACAGCUCCAAUUAAUGAAAUCUCUUUUUGGUCAUGUCUGCUUAUCUAGCUUUUGCAGGCCUUAAGUUGUAUAUUGAUGAAACAUUUCCCAAGAAAACACCAAACCAUUAAAAGGUUGCCUAGAUCCAGGUAGACCUUAAGUUCGGGUAUGAAGGAGAAUGGUCUCUGUUGGGAGAAGACAGUGGCAGGUGCAUGAGUUUCUGGUGUAAUUUUACAAAAGUUGGUGCGUUAGAAUUUAUUUAAUUUUGGGAGUUGGGGUUUGAUUCAGAACUGAGAAGUAGAUUUUGCAUCUGAUCCUACACAGCUCAGAAAUGAAAGGAACACUUGCAUGGACCAUUACCAUUCACAAUUCUAGAGAGAGUAUAAUUUACCUGUGAUAUGUACUGAGAUGGGUUAACAGGCCUUCCUGUUUGUUUUAACUAUAUCAUUAUUAGUAUUACAGAGAGCUAUGAGUUGUAAUUUUUCUCUUGUUUUUCAAACAUCUUCUGUUCAGACACGAAUUGAGGGAUUGUAGUAGUACAGAGGAGUCUCUUUUAACGGAUAUUGUUUAUGCAUUUUUUAAGUUCUAAACCUGCAAUUGAAAGAAUUGCUGCACAUGCACAAGCAUCUGUAUAAACUGUUCAUUAAAAUAAGUCCCUGAAAUAAACAGCAACAGCUUACCUUCAUGAGAAUUCCUUUGCCUAAAUGUAGGAAAAUUCUGAGAAACUCACCAGCGGUCGUAGCUUUAGGUGUCAGCAUCUCUAAAAGACUGAGUUAUUAUUGCUUAUAAUAAUAAUUCCCAAUAGUCCUGUAGUGUAGUAAAAGUUGUAGGUAUUUCUACAGCUAACAAUCAUAUUCCGCUUCUCAGAUUUCACUAAUUUUGAUGGCAAUGGGAUAGGGCUCCUUCGGAGCCAGCAAAAAGUGUUUCAGUCUUCUCUGUGUAUAUUAAUAAAACAUCUCCAGGCUGAAACCUAGCUCAGUAAAUCAACCUUGGAUGAAGUUUUAUGGACUGAUUUGAAACCCAUAUGACUGGCAGCUGUUACUGCAUUUUAUCAGAACUGUAUUUGAACACUGUGCCUGUGCUGUGUUAUCGGUUUUAUAAAAUGUGGAGUUCUCAGAAACGGGAAGGUUCACUAUUUAAAAAAAGCCAAACUCAGUUUUCAAGUAGGAAGAGCAGUGGUUUUAGGUAUCCUUUCAAACCUCUAGAUCAGAGCAGCUAAUCUUCAGUUACCUAUCUGAAAGCUUGUUCUUAAAAAGAUGGAGAAAUCUAAUGGCAGAAAGUGUAAGACAUUUUAUUUCACUGUACUGUGCUUCAGCCCUAGAAGAGAAAACAUGUUUGGUGUCCUUUGUGAAGUACUAAGGGCAUCUUCACAUAGUACCUUAUUCCAUGCAGGAGACCUUAGCAUUGUAGCAUCUUCCCACCCAGCAGUACAGGAAGCACCGCGUAUCUGGAGCAGGUGGCAGAGAAUGAAGGAGAUGCAGGUGUACCAGGAAUAUGCCUGGUCAUGUAUGUAUUGUUUACUAUUAACCCUGUAUAAUUUAAACAGGGAAAUUACAGCUGUAAUUAGCUUCUCUGAGGAGAAAACCACACUACCUGAGCCCAUUGGUGCAGGCCACUUUUGUGUUCUUUGCGUGUAAAAGCUUCUCUCUCUCCUAAGGGGUGAAACAGAAGAAUUUAUGUGGGUUGUACUUGCAGGUUAGUUCUUCCUGCAGCAGUAGGGAGGAGAGUGUUUCUGAAGUUUAAGCUUACAAAAUGUAGGUAUUUACAUUUUCUCAGGAUGAGAAGCUGUUACGUACAUUCUUACAUUCCAAAAUGUUGUUCCUUCAGUGCUAUUAACUUCUGUUAACCUGUAGGGUUUAGACUAAGGCUCGGUGUUCUGUGUGUGCCUGCUGAGACACCGUGUUUGAGCAGCUCUGUGGUCUUGGCCUGCAGUAAAUGGGGUGAAAUAUGCUUGCCUAAACCUUGUUGACACACCUGCAUAAGCAAGACGUUUUGAUUGGAUACCAAGAAUCACAUAAAGUUGUUUGCACAAAAGAUUUCUGGAAGUGGUUUUGUCCGACCUCCCAAGCACCCAAGCAGAGGUGGACUUUUUCCAGCCCUAGGUCAGGUUAGGUGUGGGCUUAGCCAGGCUGCGAAAAGCCCCAAAGACAAGAGAUGCCACUACCAUUCCAGGCAACCCAUUCCCAUGCUUGCACUCCCCUUCUUUUUAAAAUUUUCCUCUGUGUCCGACCUCAGUUUCCCCGGUGGCUGCAAAUCUGUAACUGUUUCCCCUCAUUUUGUCAUCAUCUGCUACCAAGAAUAAUUUGGCUGCUUUCAUGUUAACUCCCCUUUCAGUAUCUGUAGGCUGUUCGAUCCCCUUUAGCCUUCUCUUCACUAGUCUAAUAACAACAAUGUGGGUUCCACAUCACAGAGUUAGCAGCGUGAGUACAUGUGCAGCAAUUGCUUUCGUAUCUGAGCUUGUUAUCACACAGAGAAUGCUAUGUGAAGGUCCGUGCCUGUAGAGAGCCUGGUUGAAGGAUGUGAGACCAGGGACCUGCCUUCACACCUAUUUUUUCCUCUCUGCAGGUUUGGGCCAUUGAUAUUUUGGGUACUUUUCUUCCAUUUAUUUUAAUGACCAAAAUCUUUCAUGUUAUAUGGCCAAAUUAUAUAAACUGAAUUCUUUUUUUUAAGCUCUGUGAUUUUUUUAUGUGUCAUGUAUAGCAACUUUAGUUUGAAACAGUGUUGUAUUUUAAAUAAGAUUCAGGGUUGGAAACUGUUAAGAAAGUUUUACCUUGGACUAGUUUUAUGAUCAAUGUCUUAACUUACUGAAAAAGCACAACCAAAUGGGGAUAUAUAGCUAUAGCUCAGUUGGAACUGGUUUUGGAAAUCCUGUGAUGAUCAGUUCCACUGUGUGAAUUUUCACAUAGUACCAUGUAGAAUUCAUGUGAAAGCAAAAGAACUUGGAAAAAAUAUUUAAAUUUAGAAAUUAAAGCAUGUAUUUAUACAUGGAAAUAAUGGAUAUAUAGUUUUCUGUUAUUUUGCUUUGAAUGGUUGCCUUGCCUUCUACCUAAAAUGUAAAAUGGCAAACAUCAGCUUUAUGGUCUGACAUGGUUGCACUAUUGUACUUAGAAUGUUUUUAUGGUUUUGCUUAGUACGUAAGAACUAUUCAUUUAAUCAUGCAAAAUUAUUUUUUUAGCAGAGGAUGUGUUCCCUUAAUACAUGUAUUUAUUUGAAAAGGAAAGGCCUUUCGUGUUUUUCCUCAUGACCUGUAUAUAAAUUAUUUUUAUUCAGUUGACAUGGAAGUAUUAUUUUAUCCUGUAUUGGUUUUGACCCUUCUUAAUUGUGGCGUGGUACACAUUUCUGAGGCAAUAACUUCUGUGAGAUGCUCUGAAAAUGUUUUGAUCACAUAAGUUCUUGUAAUCACUUUGUGCCUAUUUAGCAUACAUUAUCGGCUUAAUAAGACAAGCUGCAGCUUCUUCUACUUAGAAGUACAGUUAUGGCCUAACAUGGUUUAAGUAUUGUUCUGUGUAACUAUUUUUGUAUUGACUAUAAAAUCCUUUAUUAUUUUAGGAAAAAUAAAUUACAUUUUUAAAUCUC
Calidris pugnax (ruff) is the source of this 6167-nucleotide messenger RNA. It is a transcript of the gene RASEF, whose product is annotated as RAS and EF-hand domain containing. NCBI's taxonomy places the organism in Eukaryota, Metazoa, Chordata, Aves, Charadriiformes, Scolopacidae. The record is from RefSeq and is a predicted model, not a curated record. Bases 71 to 2248 code for a protein of 725 amino acids. The transcript is spliced from 17 exons. Gene Ontology annotation, molecular function: calcium ion binding; GTPase activity; GTP binding.